GCAAAAUCAAUUUUCCUGUUUGUUGACAGUUGUCAUUUAGUUAAGUCAAAUUUGGUUAAAUUUAAAAACGAUGGAUGAAAAUUCGCAAAAUAGUGUAUAUAAUCUAAUCACAAACUUGUGUGAAACAUUUUCUUAUGAUCAAACUGUAGUUAAGAAACUUCGAUCAAAAGCCUACGAAAUUUUGUUGAAAAAGACAAGCCACAAUUCAACAAGUCAGAGACAUUUCAAAGGCCUCGAUCCUUACAGUAAUUUAUUAGCAUGGCAAUUUACACUGGCAACAAAGUACAAUUUAGUAGAACACAGUUUAAAAUUGAAGGAAUGUGGGGAGUAUGUCCAAAACUAUUAUGAUGAACACAUAAUUCAGUUUUUGUUAUGUUUGCGGAAUGUUCCGGUUGAAAAAGAUGAUUCUGUGGAUUUUGAGCUACCUUUUGAUAUUAAAAGUUUAUAUAAAAUGCCAUCAACAUCUAAAAGCGAUUGUUCAGAUACGCUUAUAGACAUUGCUGAUAGCUGUUCAUCAGCAGAUGUGUGGGCUGAGGCAUCGAAACUAACAUUUAGCAACAGGAAAAAUUGGGAGGAUUUUGGACAUUCUGAACCUGAUAAGGAAAAACCGUUUUUGUGCGAAUUAGGGGAAUUGUCUCAUUUAUGGGUCGAAAAUUUACCUUCUGUUUAUUUCUCAUGCGUUUUGCAAGAUGAUAUUACUGUUGAACCACUUCUCUAACACAACACAACAGUUCAGUUAUUUGGACUUUUUAAUUCUUAAAAACACUAUACCGCAGAAGUAGUAUAUAAAUUGUUACUUCUGGGCCAGGACAUUUGGCGUCUUAAAAAACAAGGCAAAAUCUUACAAAUUUAGCUGUUUGCCCAAAAGCAAAUAACCGAAUAGGGCCCAAAACCUCUCAAAAAUUAUUAAUUUUUAUCCACCCCAAAAGUUCCCAAAUAUGUGUAGACCACCAAAGAUUGGGCACACGAAAAAACCGUUAAAAUCUCCCAAAAUCAUGUAAAAUUAUCUCACGAGCACUCUAAAAAACUCACAACAUACCGUGUUUUUAGACACUCCAAAAUGGCUUUUUAUUUCUGGACCAGACCAAUUGGCGCAUGCAAAAAAAAGAGAAAGACAACACCAAAUCAAAGAGGUAUAUUUGGCGCCUUACAAACUAAUGUAGUGAAAUUCYUUUAAAAAUCAUAAUUUUUUAUGCUCCCAAAAAAUACUCGAAACUCAAUAGACCACCAGAAAAUGGGCACAUGGGAAAAUCAUCCAAAAUCAAACAAAAUAACAUUAAAAGCACCCAAAAAACCUUACAACAUUUCUUGUUUUGAGACACCCCACUUCUGGAGAAAGGAUUGGCACAUGCAAAAAAUUCACCGGUCGGUGUGGCGACCAGUAAUAAUAUUAAACAAAUAAAAGCUCUUGUUUUUAAA
Molecule: messenger RNA, 1419 nt
Organism: Tribolium madens (black flour beetle)
Lineage: Eukaryota; Metazoa; Arthropoda; Insecta; Coleoptera; Tenebrionidae
Exons: 3
Coding region: 71-718 (215 amino acids)
Source: RefSeq, a predicted model, not a curated record